Molecule: messenger RNA, 1530 nt
Organism: Cryptococcus deneoformans JEC21
Lineage: Eukaryota; Fungi; Basidiomycota; Tremellomycetes; Tremellales; Cryptococcaceae
Exons: 3
Coding region: 53-1303 (416 amino acids)
Biological process (GO): intra-Golgi vesicle-mediated transport; endocytosis; endoplasmic reticulum to Golgi vesicle-mediated transport
Cellular component (GO): Golgi apparatus
Molecular function (GO): GTPase activator activity
Source: RefSeq, a predicted model, not a curated record
UUUCCUUUCGCUCGUUUCAUUCGCCAACUCCUUUCAACCCGUCCGCAGCGAAAUGGAACAACGAAAUGAGCGCAUGCUGGAAGAGCUGCUGAAGCUCCCGGGAAAUGACACCUGCGCCGACUGCCACGCUCCCGCUCCAAGGUGGGCAAGUGUCAAUCUCGGCAUCUUUCUCUGCGUUGGUUGUGCUUCCGUACACCGCAAGUUGGGGACUCACAAGAGUCGUGUCAAGUCGGUGACACUUGACACCUGGACUCGUGACCAGAUCGCCACCAUCAGAAGCAUGGGCAAUAAAGCUUCCAAUGCAAUAUACAACCCAAACGAGGCCUUGCAUCCCCCACCGCCAUCCUAUGGCUACGAUGAGCGUGAUUCCGAGAUUGAAAAAUACAUUCGAAGGAAGUACGAGCAAGGUGCAUUCCGCGGUGGAGCUGCUGCCCGCCCUAACGGUCAAGUCGAGCCUACAAGCUUAAACAGGGCGAGGGAGAGGGACGGAAGGCUGCCUGGGGGUUCUACAGGGCUGCAUUUAGGCAAGGAGAAUAACCGCAACCCAGAACUGAACGAUGUUAUUGCUGUGAACAUCAAGAAAGAAAGGGAUCUCCCGCCUUUACCUCCUAGUGCCUCUGCUCAACCAGUGUUUGGGAAGAACCCCCCUAGAGGACGACCAGUGAGAUCACCUUCGAAUCAGGGUAUCUCUUCAGUAGGACCUGUGUGGAAUACUGCAGUGAACGGUAGCGAAAGCACGAGUACUCAGCAAAAGGUGCCAGAAGCCAACCUCAUCGACAUGUCAAAUAGCGCCAACUCGUCACUCCCUCUUCAAGUCAACAUGUCCACUCCUACCACUGGUGUGUCUCCAUCCUUCUCUCAUGGCCAAUCCCAAUUCCUCUCCGCUCAACCCCAAAGCUGGGGUAGCACCUUUUCCACAUCCCCUUCAAACGGUAUGAUGAUGAACGGCAGUAACUUUUCUGCCUCCCCUCAAAUGGCAAGCCCGUUCCAGUCUCCAGGAUUCGCGCAACAAAUGUCCUUUUCCUCGCAACCUUCAUUGAGGCAACACAUGUCACCACAACCAACCUAUCAUCAAUCGACUGUGCCUAUGGCCUCACCCUCGUUCCAGCAGACUCAGCAGUUUGCUACUUCCCCCUCUUUCCAACAACAGCUAUCCCCACAGUUUACCCAAGUGCAACAAUUUGGGCAGUACCCGAUGCAGUACAACGGUCAGAUGGCCACUUCGCCCAUGAAUAUGGGUAUGGGCAUGGGUACCGGCAUGGCCCAACCUACCCAGGCGUACGGGUAUUUCAAUCACAUGUGAUCCCUUUGACAGGUAAUCACAGUCACCUGCUGGUAUCGGGUGUGUGGUAAGGAUCAUGAGACCGUUUAUCGAGUGUUAAGGACAAUGGUCGGCAAGCGAAGCGGGGUAUUGCAUUGCGUUUUCUUAUUGCAUCAAAUCAUUGAUUCGAAUAUGCGGGUUUGGUGUAUCUUAUAAAUGAGUUCUCAGCAUUGUUAUAUGUAUGUGGUAUGUACUUUAUGUGAUCAUAG